AUGCCUCCCACUCCCUCUUCUUCCAGACUCCUGAGACGACUGGCACCUGCUGCAGGUGCACUCGCCGCAGGAGGUGUCCUCGUCUACUAUACCUACCGACCUCGCAACAUCCCCGGCUACGAAGCCGCCGCUGUUCCGCCGCCCAUCUUCGGCCCGGAUGGUAACUUCAAGCUCCCGCAGUUCCCGAGGGCGCCUAGUCGCUCCCAGCAGAUCGCCGCGCUGAAGAAGAGGUCCGGACCCGACGGCGAAGAAUAUGACAUGCUCAUCAUCGGUGGAGGUGCUACCGGUACUGGCGUCGCUCUCGACGCUGCCACUCGGGGUCUCAAGGUCGCCCUCAUCGAGAGGGAUGAUUUCAGUAGUGGCACGAGCAGCAAAAGCACCAAGUUAGUACAUGGCGGCGUCAGAUAUCUCGAGAAAGCCGUCUGGAACCUCGACUAUGCCCAGUACCAGCUCGUGCGGGAGGCCCUAAAGGAGCGCAAAUACUUUUUACAGACCGCACCGCAUUUGAGUAUGUGGCUUCCCAUCAUGAUCCCUAUAGACCGUUGGUGGAAGGUACCGUACUUCUGGGCCGGCACCAAGACAUACGACCUCCUCGCCGGGAGCGAGGGUAUCGAGAGCUCCUACUUCCUCCCGAGGAGCAAGGUUUUCGACGCUUUUCCCAUGCUUAAAAAGACCGGACUAGUCGGCGCUCUUGUCUAUUACGAUGGUGCGCACAACGACUCGCGAAUGAACGUGUCUCUCGCCAUGACCGCUGCGCUGUAUGGGGCCACCGUAUUGAACCAUGUCGAAGUGACGGGCCUUCAGAAGGACGAGAAUGGCAAGCUUUGCGGUGCUGUCGUCAGGGACUUGGUGGCCGACAAGAACGGCACGCGCUCUGAUCCUAUGCCCGUCCGAGCCAAGUCGAUCAUCAAUUGCACCGGUCCGUUUUCCGACUCGAUCAGGGCCAUGGACGACCCCUCCUGCAAGCGCAUCGUCGCCCCUUCGUCUGGCGUCCACAUCGUCCUUCCGGGCUAUUACAGCCCUGCCAAGAUGGGCCUCAUAGAUCCAAGGACGUCCGACGGCCGAGUCAUCUUCUUCCUUCCAUGGCAGGGCAACACCAUUGCCGGCACCACGGACGACCCAUGCUCCAUCACCCAGAACCCGCUGCCUGACGAGAAGUCGAUCGAUUGGAUUCUGCAGGAAAUCAGGCAAUACCUCUCCCCGGACAUCGAUGUCCGUCGAGGGGACGUCCUGGCCGCCUGGUCCGGCAUCCGGCCCCUAGUCAAGGACCCCAAGGCCAAGAACACCGAGUCCCUCGUGCGCAACCACCUCAUCGACAUCUCCCCGUCAGGCCUGGUCACCUGCGCCGGCGGCAAGUGGACCACCUACCGCCAGAUGGCCGAGGAGUGCGUCGACGCCACCAUCCGGGAGUUCGGCCUGCGACCCCGCCCGUACGGCACCGCCCCGCGCAUCAGCGGCACCGACGUCGUCGACGACGGCGCCAUCCUCGACGGCUCCUGCCAGACCCACAAGGUCCGCCUCAUCGGCGCCCACGGCUUCAGCAAGACCCUCUUCAUCAACGUCAUCCAGCACUUCGGCCUCGAGACCGAGGUCGCCAAGCACCUCACCGAGAGCUACGGCGACCGCGCCUGGUCCAUCGCUGCCCUCUGCAGCCCCACCGCCAAGCGCUUCCCCGCCCGCGGCCACCGCAUCUCCUCGCUCUACCCUUUCGUCGACGGCGAGGUCCGCUACGCCGUCCGCCACGAGUACGCCCAGACCGCCGUCGAUGUCCUGGCCCGUCGCACCCGCCUCGCCUUCCUCAGCGCCCAGGCGGCCCUCGAGGCCCUGCCCAGGACCAUCGACAUCAUGAGCGAGGAGCUGGGGUGGGACAAGAACCGGCAAGACCUGGAAUGGAAAGAAACCGUCGCCUUCCUUGAAUCCAUGGGCUUGCCGAAGCCAUUGCUCUCAUCCACGAGGAAACAGAUCGAAGAGGGUGGGAUAGAUUUCACCAACUCGUCGGAGUUCAAGAUGUUCUCGCGCCAUGACAGGCAGAGAGACGAGUGA
Messenger RNA from Sodiomyces alkalinus F11, 2043 nucleotides. Its product is annotated as glycerol-3-phosphate dehydrogenase. The coding region runs from base 1 to 2043 and encodes 680 amino acids. Gene Ontology annotation, cellular component: glycerol-3-phosphate dehydrogenase (FAD) complex; mitochondrion. NCBI's taxonomy places the organism in Eukaryota, Fungi, Ascomycota, Sordariomycetes, Glomerellales, Plectosphaerellaceae. The transcript has 2 exons. Gene Ontology annotation, molecular function: glycerol-3-phosphate dehydrogenase (quinone) activity. The record is from RefSeq and is a predicted model, not a curated record. Gene Ontology annotation, biological process: glycerol-3-phosphate metabolic process.